Messenger RNA from Anisakis simplex (herring worm), 408 nucleotides. Lineage: Eukaryota; Metazoa; Nematoda; Chromadorea; Rhabditida; Anisakidae. The record is from the annotation of a GenBank genome assembly.
AUGCCUUCUCUGGUUGCAUUCGGACGUCGUUGGAAUAUCGCUAGUGACGAUUUCGUAUUUCCAGCCCUUACAGAAGCUUUUAUUCGUUUUUUAUGGUUCGUGCUUUUGGUGGUGUCAGCAUUAGCGCUAGUCGUGGUGCACAAUCCACUGAACUGUGCAUCAACCGACUUUCUAGCGUAUUUAUGUAUAUUGUUCGCGUUGAAUAUAAUCACCCUUAUUUGGUGUAUAACGUUGGCAUAUCAUAGCUCGAAAGGAUCCAUUUUAGACCCGUAUCCACGACAUCUCGUUCCAACUCUCUUGUAUUUUAGACUCCCUUUGUUCUUCGUCGAAUUCAUUUGUAUCGUCAUUUCUACGCUUCUCGCUUUUGGUCGGUUCACUAGGAUUACUUUUUCUUUUUCAUUUCUUUGA